ACAUACGUACACUGAUAUGAUACGAUGCAACUCAAACACUUUGGGUACAGUCGGCGAUAGCAAUGACAAACUAUCAACUGUUAUAUUUUCCUCUCAGAGGGCGUGGCCAAGCAACUAGGUACUUCUUCGUGGAUAAUGGGAUCGACUUUAAAGAAGUUAAUAUUAGACAGGACUGGUUCGAAACCUAUAAACCGCAGAUGCCAUUUGGUCAAGCGCCUUUAUUGAAAGAUGGCGACUUUGAAGUGGCUUAUUCAAGCUCUAUUCUGCGUUAUCUUGGAAGAAAACAUGGAUUGUACCCGAAUGAUGUAAAAGAAGCAGCCAAGGUUGAUAUGAUUGCCGAUCACGUUGAGGACAUCAGAGAGCCGUAUAUUAAAAUGAUUUAUUACAGUUACGAUACUGAAAAAGAUGACUAUGUGAAAACUGCUAUCGUACAGCUUGGAUAUGUCGAAAACCUGCUUAAAAAGUGGGGAGCUGAAUACAUUUCAACAAAGAUAUCGUUUGCCGAUUACAACCUGUUUGAUAUACUAGAUGUUCAUGUUAUACUCUCCCCUACCUGCCUAGACGCAUUCCUUACCCUCAAAGCAUACUACGAUCGCAUGGCUUCACGACCUAACUUGAAGAAAUACCGGGCUACAGAGGAAUUUAAGAAGCUACCCGUCAAUGGAAAUGGGAAACAGUAAAUAUACAGGAAGUGACGUCAUCCAAGAUGACUGAUACCUGAAUAAUUAUAAUUUUGUUAGAAAAGCAUAAUUUACAAACUGGAUAUCCUAGUCAUCAUGCAGUCAUCAUGCAGAAAGCGCAGCAAAGGUUUUUUCAUUUAAGAAUUGUCGUUAACUCUUGUAACCGUUCAAAUGAUCUGCAAAAGUCACAUUUAUGCACAUCUUUCAUUCAUAUUAGUUGUUCAUAAAUUCAUACGGUCAUUUUAAUAAAUAAUUAUGACCUCUUCACACUUGAAAUAACCCAUGGGAGGAAUUUCAUCGUCUUAUUCCCAACCAUUCCGAAUGCAAUGUCGAAAGCGAAAGGAAGGAAAUUAAAAUCGUAAAAAAUGUUAUUUUUAGGCCUACAUUUUGGGUAGAUUGGUAGCUUUUACUAACCUCAGAAAGCAUGUAACGCUUCAAUGUCAUGGAAUACCAUCCACACAAAACAGAGACUUAAAAGAAAAUAAUUUAUUUCAUUUACAUGAAUAUUUCAACAAUUGUUGUUGUACCCUAUGCUUUCAAAAUCAACAGAUCACUACAACACCAAACUAAUGUAAACUUUACAACCAACGGUACUUUUUUCAACGCGGGUGUAGCGUUAAGAGGUUGUCAUUAGAUUCUGGUCAUAGUGUGUUCUUCCCUCUAAAAAAGAUGCAAAGUGUGAACAUGUGACACACAAGGCUAGCGUAAACAAAAUAUCUCAAGCCAAAGUUAGAAAUAUUUUCAA
Ruditapes philippinarum (Manila clam) is the source of this 1425-nucleotide messenger RNA. Its product is annotated as glutathione S-transferase P-like. The record is from RefSeq and is a predicted model, not a curated record. NCBI's taxonomy places the organism in Eukaryota, Metazoa, Mollusca, Bivalvia, Venerida, Veneridae. Gene Ontology annotation, cellular component: cytosol. Gene Ontology annotation, biological process: glutathione metabolic process. Gene Ontology annotation, molecular function: glutathione transferase activity. The transcript is spliced from 8 exons. Bases 63 to 680 code for a protein of 205 amino acids.